AUGCGCAGUAUGUGUGGCUGGAGAAUUCAUGUGGAGGUCAGAGUGGAGGCAGGUGAGAAGCUCAUGUAACCCCUCUGUGUGCCUCAGUUUCCUCAUCCGUAAUAAUCUACUUCAUAGAGGUUGGUGUGAGGAUUAAAUUGCCAGUAGAAGACUGUCUGAUAUAAAGGUGUGAGUGGGUCCAGCAGAAGGAGACAUGGCUGCUAAAGUGUUUGAGUCCAUUGGCAAGUUCGGUCUGGCCUUAGCUGUUGCCGGAGGCGUGGUGAACUCUGCCUUGUAUAAUGUGGACGCUGGGCACAGAGCUGUCAUCUUUGAUCGGUUCCGUGGAGUGCAGGACAUCGUGGUAGGGGAAGGGACUCACUUUCUCAUCCCUUGGGUACAGAAACCAAUUAUCUUUGACUGCCGCUCUCGACCACGUAAUGUGCCAGUAAUCACUGGUAGCAAAGAUUUACAGAAUGUCAACAUCACCCUGCGCAUCCUUUUCCGGCCUGUUGCUAGCCAGCUUCCCCGCAUCUACACCAGCAUUGGAGAGGACUAUGAUGAGCGAGUGCUGCCCUCCAUCACUACAGAGAUCCUCAAGUCUGUGGUGGCUCGCUUUGAUGCUGGAGAACUCAUCACCCAGAGAGAGCUGGUCUCCAGACAGGUGAGCGACGACCUUACGGAGAGGGCUGCAACCUUCGGGCUCAUUCUGGAUGAUGUGUCCUUGACGCAUCUGACUUUCGGGAAGGAGUUCACAGAAGCGGUAGAAGCCAAACAGGUGGCCCAGCAGGAAGCGGAGAGGGCCAGAUUUGUGGUGGAAAAGGCCGAGCAGCAAAAGAAGGCAGCUAUCAUCUCUGCUGAGGGCGAUUCCAAGGCCGCCGAGCUGAUCGCCAACUCGCUUGCCACUGCGGGCGAUGGCCUGAUUGAGCUGCGCAAGCUGGAAGCCGCGGAAGACAUCGCAUACCAGCUCUCACGCUCUCGGAACAUCACCUACCUGCCAGCCGGGCAGUCGGUGCUCCUUCAGCUGCCGCAGUGAGGCCUGCCCUGCCUGCACCUCCUCGGGCCAUCUGGGCCACAGCCCCGAGGAUUCUUAACACCGCCUUCCUUCUGCCCACCCCACCCCUCCGCCCCCCCAGAAUCACUGUGAAAUUUCAUGAUUGGCUUAAAGUGAAAGAAAUAAAAGUAAAAUCACUUCGGAUCUCUUAUUACUCUAUCAGACGAAACUGUUUCAUUCUUCUCAUUUCCAUCCACUUUUUUAUCCACCUCCCUACCCAAAAUUGCCAAGUGCCUACGCAGACCAGCUUGGCUCUUCAGGGCCUGCUGGAGCUCCAGCCUAAACACUGGCAAUUGGCAGAAGAAAGGCAGGGGCACAUGUGUGAUGGGCUGGGGAGCACAGUUGUGAGCCUGAGUAAACGCAUAUCCUCCAACCCAUCAUUUACUCAAGAUUUGAAGAAGAUGGCACACAGUCGAAUCGAGAACUCGGGCCUCUAUUUUUUCCAGUGGUUCCGGCACAGACCCAGCUGAGGAGAGUGCUGGGGAGUGUCAGAGAGGAAGUGGUCUGUCUCUUACCAUAAGGCUGAUUAACUGUGGGGCCAGCGGAAGCAGGUGUGUGCAAACUGGGCAUGGGUUGAGGAAUCUGCCCCUGUGAAGGUGGGUGGGCCUGAUUUGCUGCCCCCCAAGGGUCCUACGACUGGGAUGGACUUGGAUAGUGAGAGAGCAGGCCUGGACUGAGAUGUGAGUCCUCUGGAAGACUUCCUCUCCAGCCCCCACCUUGGUGUCUCUCAAAUACCCGCCGGAAUUCCAACUUGAAAGAUUGCAUCCUGCCGGGGCUGAAUGUGCCUGCCAAAGAAGUGUGCAUCCUGCAUUCCUGGCUCCUUUGUUCCAAGACUGCCCCUCUAGAGGGCUCUGUGCCUGUGCUUUGAAGGAAAAGACCACAGGAAGAAAACAAACGUGUGUAAAUUGCUGUCAAUAAAUGACACCCAACCUUCCA
Pteropus alecto (black flying fox) is the source of this 1966-nucleotide messenger RNA. It is a transcript of the gene PHB1, whose product is annotated as prohibitin. Gene Ontology annotation, cellular component: mitochondrion; membrane. The transcript has 8 exons. Bases 194 to 1012 code for a protein of 272 amino acids. The record is from RefSeq and is a predicted model, not a curated record. Gene Ontology annotation, biological process: mitochondrion organization. NCBI's taxonomy places the organism in Eukaryota, Metazoa, Chordata, Mammalia, Chiroptera, Pteropodidae.